This is a messenger RNA of Prorocentrum cordatum, 3249 nucleotides long. NCBI's taxonomy places the organism in Eukaryota, Dinophyceae, Prorocentrales, Prorocentraceae. The record is from the annotation of a GenBank genome assembly.
UUCAACCUGCUUCUGCUUAGCCGGAUGGCGCUCGACAGCGAGGCCGUCUUCCGGGAGCGCGUCGACAAGUUCGGCCUCGUAGACCUCUGGCCGAAGUUUGAAGAACAUGGCUGGACUACAAUGGGCUCGUUCGCUUUCGCCUGCCAGGUCCAGGCUGGUGGCAACCCAGACCCAGAGGCUUUCCAACGAGAGGUUCUGACUCCGUUGGGCGCCGCCGGAGCCCGCAGCACCACCGCAAUCCGACGCUUGUUCUGGGAUUCCUGGACCCAUUCUUGCGCCAGCAUGCGCCGCGAAAUCGACCGUCGCGAGGACGACCCACCGAUGUCUCUCCCAGCCAAAGAGAUCGCGGUGCGCGUCGAGGCUGUGCGGAAGAAGGCUCUCCCUGGUCUCAACAUCCGGGAUCAGUUCGAGCCGGCUCGUGCAACGGUCACUACGUUCGCCCAGAUGUACGAAGACAACCAGGUCAAGUACGUCCCUUGGGCCGACAUCCCAUCGCGCGCAGACGAGGACGCCAAGCCCGCGGGCAAGAAACCCACGGAGUGGCAGGAAGACGGGCAAGGGUAUGUCAGACACGCCCCAUCACGGUCGGCAGCUUCGGCCGAUUAUGGGACCGAGUUCCGCCUGUACCAGGUCCUGGUUCGGCGCGGCGUGGCGGCCGAGGCCGGGCGGGUGAUGCACUUGGAGGUGCACCAGAAGAUCCAGCAGCGCUGGUUGGCGGAGCUCACGGGCAGCAGCCCUGACCCGGCCUACAAUCCGCCCACUUUGGACCAGGUCAAGCGGGCGGAUGUCGAGUUGUGGCGCUUGCUGGCGGCGCCGCGUGGCGGCGCCGCCGCGAGCGCUCCCGGCGGAGACCGGCAGGGCGACCAGGGCUCGGCAAGGACCAGGGCAGAGAAGCGCAAGGAGUCCAGGCAGAGGCAGGCGGAGAACAAGCGGCAGAAGCCAGCAGAGGUCGCACCCGCCGCAGUGGCGCCGAAGGGGGCCGGCAAGGGCAAGCGCACCCCCAUGCCCAGGGGCCUGAUCGGCAAGAACCGGCAGACGCCGGAUGGGCAGCCGUAUUGCUUCGACGCCAACCUCCCGCACGGGUGCCCUCACGCGCAGGCCGCGCCGCUGCUGGCCUCGGCUGUACACGAGGCGGACCCUGAGCAGCGGAAUAGGCAAAGGCGAUCCCCGCUGGUUCCGGAAUUCUCCGGGUUCGCAGACGUUCGGCUUCCGCCAGAGGCGGCCUUCGCCUUACAGGUGGGCGACGUGCUGCGCGAGCCUGUGCGGCACUGCGACGGCGAAGCGCCCGCAGGGGCCAAGGUCCUCCUCCUCGGCCAGGAGACUGGGGGUGACCACGGGGCCGAGGCAAGAUGGGUUCCUGCGAAGUUCGGGCUGCCCUGGCACCCCGACGAGUUUGCCCGCGCGGCAGCCGGGGCAGUUGCGCCCUUCGACCAGCUGCCAGAAUUGCGCUCGCACGUUCUCGAGACAGUGUUCUUCGUCCUUACCCGCGCCUUGGAACAGGACGAGGCGAGGCUGCGCGAGUCCAUGGAGCCCGGCGUGCGGCACGUGCUGCGCGGCGAGCGGCUCCUCCUGCUCGAUGAGAUGGCGCAGGCUGCGGGUUACCCAGAUUGCGGGUUGGCAGCCGAGGCGGCCGCGGGCCUGGCGGUCAUCGGCGCAGCGCAGCGCGCGGCCGUUGAGUCUGCAGGGCCAUCGCCCGACCCGGCUCUGGACGCGGAGGUCGAGCGAGUGACGCUGGAACAGGAGGCUGCUGGCCUCUUGUCUGCGCCGUUAGUGGCGGAGGUUUCCGCCGCGCUCGGCCCGGACUGGCCCCCCGCCCGAAGGUUCGGCCUCUGGCAGGGAGGGAAGGCGCGGGAGAUCGACGACGCCACAGAGUUCGGUGAGAACUUGAUGGUGGAGCGGACCGAAAAGCUCGAUGUUCUCGGCCUCGACGAGGUCGCCGGCUUGGCCCGAUGCUGGGCGGAAGCUGUGGACUGGGACCGGCGGCGCGCCAGUGUGCGCCUGCCUGGCGGCGCUGCUCUUGAAGGCAGGCUGUCUGACGAAUGGAGUCGCGCGGAGGCGGCGCGCCUCGCAGGCCGGACACUGGACCUCAGCAAAGCCUACAAGCAGUUGGCCAAGCGGCCAGAACACCGCAGGUACUCAGUCGUCACGUCCUGGUCUACGUCCAGGCGCCGCGUGGAGUUCCGCCUGGCUUAUUCCCUCCUGUUCGGGGAGACCGGCGCCGCGUUUCGGGCCAACCGCUUCUUUCGGCCUCUGGAGUGGAUAUUCUGUAAGCUCUUCCGGGUCGCUGUCACGAAUUACUUCGAUGAUUAUCCGCACCUCGAGCCCGAGGUUCUGGCUGCUGGGGGCCAUGCCACGGCCUUGGAGGUCCUGAGGCUCCUCGGGUGGCCCCCGAAGGAGGAGCGACCGGAAGACAGGGUGCCGAGGCCAGUGUUCUCCGCUCUCGGGGCGCACUUCGACAUGAGCCCCCUUGUCGAACACGGCUGCUUCAGGGUUGGCAACAAGCCGGGCCGGAUAGAGUCCAUCAGCAAGGACCUGGCGAUGAUCGAGGCCAGGGGCCGUGUCCGCCGCGGCGAGCUGGAAUCCCUCAUCGGCAAGUGCCAGCAUGCCAGGUCAAACACAUUCGGCCGGCGCGGCGCUGCGGCCUUGCAGGCCCUCGGCGAGUUCAGGCAGACGUGCGCAGCGGGCGGCCGAAUCACCCCAAGGGUGAAGUGGGCGCUGUGGUGGUGGCGCCGGUUCUUGAGCUACACCCGGCCAAGGGAGGUGCGCUGCCACCGACGCCUCCCGACGCUGCGUCCGUUCACGGAUGGGGCCUGCACCCCUCGCCCUGGCCGCCUGCCACUGGUGUCGAUCGGCGCCGUGCUGUGUCGCACGGGCGCCGCCCCUGUCGUGUGGGGAGCGGAAGUCCCAGGUGAGGUCGUGGCCAGGUGGCAGGACCGCGGGGUGCGCACUGUGGAGCAGGUGAUCGGCCAGGCGGAGCUUGCCCCCGCGGUCGUGGCCCGCCUCCUGUGGCCGGACGUGCUCCGACAGGCAGUGCUGCUCCAUUGGGUUGACAACGAGGCGGCGCGCUUCGGCCUCAUCCGGGGCUAUUCGCCGGUGGAGGCGAGUGCAGAGCUCAUCUCGUGGUCGCAGGAGUUGGACAUGGCGCGCGGCACAGCGUCGUGGGUUGAGAGGGCCCCUUCCCUCGGCAACCCCGCCGACAAGGCGUCUCGCCUGGAGUUCGAUGGAUACCAGGGCGCGGUUGUGCUGGAG